AGCACACCCAGGCGACUGGACUGGCGUAAAUUUCCGCCUGUUUGCGUCGGCGCCCGGGGGGCUGCUUCGUGACGUCAGGGCUGAGCUGGAAGGCGCCCCCCUCCCGACUGCCCGCCCCUCCCGGCCCUGCGGCCCCCGCCCACCCUUUAAAAGAGCGGGGCCUGCGCCAACCGCGCCACACCGCGGGGACCCAGACGCACGCGGGUUUCCCGGAGCACCUCCAUCUCGCCUUCCUUCUGCACCUCGCCUCAUCGGUCCAGCCACCAUCCUGUUCUCCGCGCAGGUCCUGGCGAGCCGAGCCAUGCCGCCUGCCGUGCUUCUCAGCCUCCUGGGAGCCGCGGUGCUGGCCGCUGUCAGUUCCAUGCCAGUGGAGAACAGGAACCAUAAUGAAGAAAUGGUGACUCGCUGCAUCAUUGAGGUCCUCUCAAAUGCCCUGUCGAAGUCCAAUGCUCCACCUAUCACCUCUGAGUGCCGGCAAGUCCUGAAGAAGAGUGGAAAAGAGGUCAAAGACAAAGAGAAAAGUGAAAAUGAAAACACAAAGUUUGAAGUAAGAUUGUUAAGAGACCCAGUUGACGGUUUGGAAGCCCACAGGCCCUCCAGUAAAGAGGAAUCAGGAGCCCCAAGGGAGGAGGACACCCAAGGCCCAACAAAGCCAGACACAGAUAAAUGGGCAGAGGGAGGUGGGCACAGCCGAGAGCGAGCUGAUGAGCCCCAGGGGAGCCCCUAUCCCUCCAACAGUCAAGUCUCCCAAGAAGCAAAGACACACCAUUCUGAGAAGAGCGAGGGGGAGGACAGGGAGGAAGAAGGGGAGAAAGAACACUUUCAGAAAGGGGAGCUCAGAGAAGAGGGCAGUGAAGAAAAACACGGAGUAGAGCCAGGAGAGACACAAAAUGCUUUGCUCAACAAACGAAAUCAGGCCUCAGCUAAGAAAAAAGAGGAAUUAGUGACCAGAUCUGAUACACACUCUGCUGAGCACUCUGAAGAGAAGACACACAGCCGGGAGAAAAGUAGCCAGGAGAGUGGAGAGGAGACAAGGAGCCUGGAGAAACGCCCCCAAGAGUCUAAGAACCAACCCCAAAGCCAGGAAGAAUCUGAGGAAAGUGAGGAGGAUGCUGCCUCUGAGGUGGCCAAACGACGCUCAAGGCCCAGACACCACCAUGGGAGGAGCAGGCCCGACAGGUCCUCUCAGGAAGGGAAUCUUCCCUCAGAGGAAAGGGGGCAGCCUCUUGAGAAAUCUGAAGAGUCAAACCUAGGCAUGACCGGUUUAGGGGAAAAGAGGGACCACCAUUCCGCCCACUACAGGGCUUCAGAGGAAGAACCCGAAUAUGGGGAAGAUGUGCGGAGUUAUCCCGGUGUCCGGGCCCCUGAGGACCUGGAGGGGGAACGACACGGGGGCAGAGGAAGUGAGGAGUACAGGGCUCCAAGGCCUUUUAGUGAGGAGAAGCGGGAUGAGGAGGACAAGAGAAGCCGUCCCAGCUCAGAGCUUGACAGCGUGGCACAUGGUUAUAGUGAAGAAAGUGAGGAAGAGAGAGGUCUUGAGGGGGGAAAGAGACGCCAUCACAGAGGCAGGGGAGGGGAGCUGGGUGCCUAUUCCAUGUCUGACACUAGAGAAGAGAAAAGAUUCUUGGGCGAAGGACACCACCGUGUUCAAGAAAGCCAAAUGGACAAGGCCAGGAGGCAUCCACAAGGUGAGUGGAAAGAGCUGGACAGAAAUUACCUCAACUAUGGGGAGGAGGAAACCCCAGGCAAGUGGCGGCAGCAGGGAGACCUGCAAGGUGCUGUAGAAAUCAGGGAGGAAGCCAGGCUUCAAGACAAACAGUACGCCCCACAUCACACAACCGAAAAGAGGAAGAGAUUAGGGGAACUAUUCAACCCAUACUAUGACCCUCUCCAGUGGAAGAGCGGCCAUUUUGAGAGGAGAGACAACAUGGAUGACAAUUUUCUCGAGGGUGAAGAGGAAAAUGGACUGACCUUGAAUGAGAAGAAUUUCUUCCCAGAAUACAACUAUGACUGGUGGGAGAAAAAACCCUUCUCGGAGGAUGUGAAUUGGGGUUAUGAGAAAGGAAACCUCGCCAGGACCCCCAAGCUGGAUCUGAAAAGACAGUAUGACAGAAUAGCUGAACUUGACCAGCUCCUUCACUACAGGAAGAAGUCGGCUGAGUUUCCAGACUUCUAUGAUUCUGAGGAGCCUAUGAGCACACGCCACGAGGCAGAAGAUGAAAAGGACAGGGCUGACCAGAGAGUUCUGACAGAGGAAGAGGAGAAAGAACUCGAAAACUUGGCUGCAAUGGAUUUGGAACUGCAGAAGAUAGCCGAGAAGUUCAGCCAGAGGGGCUGAUGGUCAUUGGAGCCAUGGGUAGUUCCAAGAAGCAGUCUUCACGUGAUCUAUUUUCUACUUCACUGAAAGACACCAUGUAUUUACCCAAAGGCAGAAAGUAGAUUUUACUGUUCAUUAAAUGUUUGACAAAUUGGAAAUGUCUUUUAUUUUUGCCAGAAUGCUAUUGAAAAUAUGAAUAGCAUGACUUGUAGCAUAUUCUUUCUUGCAAAUAGACUUAUUAACAUGCUUGUGACAAUGACUGUGCAACUGUCUUUGAAAAAAAUGUCUGUCUCGGUUUGAAAUAAUAAAGGAUUCACCUGAGACCAAAA
Molecule: messenger RNA, 2646 nt
Organism: Carlito syrichta (Philippine tarsier)
Lineage: Eukaryota; Metazoa; Chordata; Mammalia; Primates; Tarsiidae
Gene: CHGB
Product: chromogranin B
Exons: 5
Coding region: 302-2338 (678 amino acids)
Cellular component (GO): secretory granule
Source: RefSeq, a predicted model, not a curated record